AUGAGUGUUCCUUGUGGCAGAAAGCUAGUCUUUUUCCUUAUUGCUUCGAUCUCCCUUUUCGUCGAUACGGUGACAGGCCACCGUCACGAUGAAAAUCAAGCGAUUACGGACAACGAGAAGGAGGUCAAAAUUGGAGUGUUACUCCCCAUGACUGGUUACUGGCCAAUCGGGAAAACUUCAGCCUCCGCCAUAACCAUUGCUGUUGAUCGGAUAAAUGAAGACCAAACACUAUUACCUGGCUAUAAUAUGACUUUUCUGUGGAACGACUCUAUGUGUCUAGCUGCGGAAGGUCUGAAUCAAGCAGUGGAAUUCCGAAUCGCAGGUGUGGACGCUAUUAUUGGAGAUGGAUGUGAUAUCAUCUGCGGACCGGCCGCGAUUUUAGCCUCCUCGUGGAAUCUUCCGAUGGUUUCUUGGGGAUGUGAAUCGCCGACGCUAUCAGAGAAAAGCAUUUACCAGACGUUUGCACGAACUGUUGGGUCCUUCUCAAAAAUGGGAAAAUUGUUUCUGUCGGUAUUUCGCUAUUUCAAAUGGAAGAGCAUCGGAAUUUUGGCAUCGACCGAGAGUAUAUGGCAACUGGCUAUGUCGGGCUUGAUGAAAGACUUUCUGGAGAACGACAUCGAGAUUAGAUACUUACACACUCUUAGUCCAGGGCAUGUUUUGGUGACAGAAAGAGAGGAGUUUAAAAGCACGCUGUUACACGCCAAGGAAACGGCGCGAAGUAAGUGGACGCAGAAAUGAAUGAGAAAUUUUAAUAGAACUGAAUGGAACACAGUUCAUGGCGCAGUAAAGCGAGUAAUGUCAAACUGGCCGAGCGCGUAACGUGUGGCUGAUUUGAAAAAGCAAGCUCUAGAAUCCUUGAACCGUAGAACAUGAAGGUCGUAUUACCAAUUAUGUAACAAAUUAUCGUAAAGUAAUUUAUUUAUGAAACAUUUGGUCUUGUAUCAUCAGUUCAUAGCUUGAAUUACUUUAUCGUAAACUUUACAUAAGAUUACAAUUUUUGGCAAGGCUUGAAAUGUCCGGCUCAGAAACUUUUUACAGUGGCCAAUUUACAUUAUCAACUAUGUUGAUAGAACCAAAUUAUCUUGUAAAACAUCACACCGACACUUUUCUUUAAAAAAUUAUCACCUUUAUUCAGAAUGUUAUUUUGCUCAGGAAAAUUGAUUUUGUUAUCCAACCAAACUUUUUCCUUCCCAAAGUUUGAUUAGUUAGCCUGGACAGUAUUUUAAAAUUUCUUUAACGAGUAACAUUUGCAGCUUUUAAACAUCAAUUGGCUGUAGAUUUGUCGUCCGUUUCGACUUCAGCUUGAACAAUUUGGGGUAACGUCUGCGCAUGACAUUUAAGCUAUCGCUUCGAUACCCAGACACAGGCUUACCCCAGUAGCUUUACGCAUCCGCACUUGUUUUUAUUUUCUCUGCGUUUUCUUUCAGUAUUUGUCAUGUUAUGCUAUGGUGGCGACAUGCGCGCGAUUAUGCUGAACGCGCUCGACCUCGGCAUGUUGAACGGCGACUUUGCGUUUCUAACUGUAAACCUUUUGCCAUCCGCCACUGUUGGAAAUAACACCUUUAUGGGAAACGAUGGCCGUGACGCGGAGGCGGCCUUGGCGUUUCGAGGAAUUCUGAGUAUCCACGUGCGCGAACCGACCACACCCUUGUGGCAGUCGUUUAAAGAAAGAGUAAGGGCAAAAAUGAACGCAUCUCCUUUUUACAUAAAGUUGGAUGACAGUGAGCAGGUAAUUAAGCUGGUCGAAGGAACUUUUUAUUAGUUAUCGCGGGGGGGGGGAGGAAGGUUUGGAGAAUUUUUUUUGGGGGGGAGGACCACACGGUUUUCAGGGGGAACUGAGGGGAGGGUCAGUAAUCCCUAACAAAGUAUUAAGGGGGGACUAUAGCGAUGAAUAACAACCGGUUCCGAGAGAGUAACUUUUUUUUAACGAGUCGAGUGAAAUCCUCCUAGAAUUUUCAAAUAAAUUAUUUUUGCACAAAAUAAAACUCUCAAGUUUCUUUUUUCAGUUUAUGGUUUCUUUCGGUUUCCUGUGGACUGUUUCUUAUUAGCGUGGACAGGACAAAUGGGUUGAAUUCAAACCCUUUUGUUAAGAAGGACAAAUAGGACCGGGGGGGGGGGAACCAAGGAAGGGAUCCAAUGAUAGUAAAAAAUUUUGGGGCGUUCCUCAAUAUCAGUAAGACGCCAUUGUAUAUUUGUUUCUUAUGGACAGGUGGAAGUUUACGCUGGAGCCAUCUAUGACGCCAUUUAUCUUUAUGCGAACGCGCUCAAUGAAACUCUUGCCGCUGGAGGGAGUAAAAAGGACGGAAGGGCGAUCGUGAACAGAAUGCUGAAUCGAGAAUUCGAAGGUAGUAUGAGAUCAUUUGGAAGAGGGUUUAAAUAUGCGUCUUUUUUUGUUGAUGAGAUACAUGUCGAUCAGGUGCAAGGGGUGCCUGAAGAAACUGGACAGCUGGAAUUUGAAAACUUGUAGGUGCCUUGAGCAAUAGCGAGGAUGGUUUUAAAACGAGAAACGUAACUUCACCGAAAUGGAGUCAAUGACUGUCUGUCCUUCUGUCAUGUUUGUCUAUCACGUGUGUAUAUCAGUUAUUCUGUACGUCUGUUUUUACACCGUUUUGUCUGCUUGGCUGUCUGCCUGUCUAUCAUUGGGUACAGAAACGGAAGACUAGAAGACGGGUAUAAGAAGGAGGCUGUCAUAAUAAGUGUCAGAUAAAUUAAGUUCGAAGAUUUGAGAGCAGAUUAUGCUUUUGAGAGUCACUGCUGAAAACAUGGCAAUAUGCCGAAAAUUAUGCUCAAUUGAGUGAUUCAUAAUGAUAGCGUUAAAGACCCUCUCGGUUCCCUAUCUCCCCGCCCCUCACCCCCCUACCACCCCCUCACCCCCCCCAAUUCUACCACCAACUGGUGAAACUUGCUAGGGAUAAAAGACUUACAAAGUUCAGAACAUAACAUUUUACUGAAUCAAGUUCCUUCUAAAUGCGAACAAGAAAAGAGGGUUCCCUACUGACAUUGCACAGGCUAAAGAGUUUAUCUCUUGCGGAAGGUUAAAGGAAUUUUUAAGAAGUUUAGUUAUUAUGCUGGCAUUACGCUCGAUGCUUUGACUAUGGUAUUAUACCCUAAAUUAUGCCGGAAUAACUCAUCUGACCCCAGGGCAUAAUUACUCUGACCCCAGGGAAUAAUUGUGCUGACCCCAAGGAAUAAUUUUUCUGACCCCAUGGAAAAAUUGCUCUGACCCCAGGGAAUAAUUACACUAGCCCCAAGGAAUAAUUGCUUUGACCCCAGCCACAAUGGUGGUUGUUAGGCGUCCAUCAGUUCCGUUGCGGGGUAAUAGAGAGUAAAAACAAGGGUGAGGGGUAGGAGUAGGGUGGGAACUGACGGAGAUUUUUUCUUUUCUCCCAGGGGCUUCCGGUAUAGUGCGUAUAGACAGUUCCGGUGACAGAGAACCCGACUACUCGCUCAAGUAUUACGUGAAUGGAAGCUUUCAGAACAUCGCCGAUUACAGUCACAAAACUGGAGGCUUUAAUCUCAGAGGUUGGUACCUUUACCUCGGAAUUCUCCCAACGUCCUUGGAAGGUUGUCGCUUAAAAUGUAAGGAGAAUUCAGACGGCAUCAUUUUUGUAGAAUUAUCACCGUGUCUACGUUACUGCUUUGCAGAUGUGAGCGUGAUCUGGGCCGGGGGUCGGACCAGACCUCCAUCGGACAAACCGAGGUGUGGAUGGGAUAGGGAGCUGUGUUUGGAGGAAGAAAAGAAAAGUAAAAAUUUCGUUCUUUCUUUGCCAUUCAAAUCGACAUUAUGUAAAAUUUGUGAUCGUGAAGUCUAAUGGAUUGUUCUGAUUGCUUUUCUAGCUGCACGUAUCGUAAAUGCGGUGAUAGGUGCCUCUAUCUCUGGGGUGGUGGUGUUAGCUUUCAUGUUCUUCAUAAUUAUCAGGUAAUCAACGGGUUUUCUAGCUAGAUCUCUCAAGUUUUAACCACAGGUUAUGUUAUUCUCCCUCAAAAUUUCCAUGACUUUCAAUUUAGUGCCGUUAUUUCGACAUCGGACAACUUAAACGUCCCGGGCGUAGACUGGUGUCAUUUAAGUUUCGCUGAAAAAUUUUCCCUGGAUGUCUUGAACUUUGGUCGAGUCCUUGGGCACAAUGUUUUGCUGAGAUACCACCGAGAUUACACCUUGAAAGUCUCAAACCGCGUUAACAUGAGCACGUUGGUCUUAAGAAGCUUAAGAUCAAAGGAUUCAGUUGUAUUUUCCUGUUUUGAUAUAGGAAGCUUCGUUAUGAGGCAGAUUUGGCUGAAAAUAUGACGUGGAAAAUCCGCUUUGAAGACCUCAAAAUGAAAGAAAACGUUAAACAGAAGCCUAAACCCCAGGGCAUGUUACCGUUCUGGUUUAAUAAUUUCAUCAUGCCUCACCAGGUAAGAUGGCAGGAAGCACAUGUUUGUCAAAAUCCAUCACGUGUUAUAAAAAUGUUUUGAAUUUACUUCUGCAGUCACACUUCAAUGAGGUCACAGACUUACCUUGCGCUAUUGAGGAGAAGGCUACAUACCCUCUACUCUUUUUGUGUCCUUUUCCUGGUUCUGUGCUCAGUUUGCGCACUUAAUACGGAAGCAGCGUACACCUUUUCCAGCGCUUUGCAAUGACUGUACGUUUCCAGAGCUAUGCACGCGCUUCAUGUCUUUCCGCGCCUCGCUGAGGUGAAGUGUUUUCUCGUGCUUGACACAGAUUGAAUUUAUUCCAGCGUUAGACACUAGCUGCAUUUCUAACCAAAAGGCUGCAUAAUGCGGUGGUUCCAAGCUUGUUCAAAUAGUUUUAGAGUCAAUGGUUGCGUACUCACCGCUUACCACUUCAUUUUAGUAACCUAUUAUACUCUUUUUUCAUGCACUGGAAGUUGUAAAAUAUGAACCCUUAGGCUAUGAAGUAUGUUCUACAAUAUUCUACACACACUCCAGCGAUAUGUUUUGGAACCAACGCGGCGUAAAUUACGAAUUGAGGGAAAUAGGUUUUUUCUUAGGAAGGAAAUAAGAAUAAAUAAUCAGAUGGGGCCGAGUAAAAUAAGGCAUUAAUAUCAUGCGUGUUGCAGCGCGACUCGGGAAAUUUAUGCAACUUCUGAAACACAGUGAUAUUAAUCCUUAAUUUUACAAGGAAAUAAGCGAUUACUUGUUGAUAAUAUCGAGGGCCAAAGUUUCUUUCAUUAAGACCUCGCUGAGUUGAUGUGUUUUCUCGUGCUUGACACAGCCUGAAUUUGUUCCAGCGCUAGACACUAGCUGCAUUUCUAACCCAAAGUUUUCCCGCGCUUGAUAUUUACAGAUUAAACUGAUUAUUUCUCGUUAUACCUUUUCUCCAGACUGCAGCCUCAUCUAGCGCCAACCCAACCCACGUGAGCCGAAAUAAUGAGAAUUCUUCCGCAAUAUCGGAUUUAGAAGAUAAAACAGAGUACGCGGGCACGACCAUUGGAGAGUAUCAUGUUAGUGUUAGUGCUGACUUAUGUGCGGCUAUUGUAGGCGCUUGUGUAUUUACGGAAACAGCUCUGUUUUCUUUAAUUUUUAUUUCACUUCUGCCGGUUUUCGUGUCCGUCUUUCCACCCAUUUCCACCUACCGAGAGCCUAACACGAAAUAGAACCACACCAAACGAACUGCAUUUUAUUUCAGACGCAAACGGUAGUUAUCAAGCGACUCAGGAAAAGAAGCGUUCAACUGACAAGAGACGUUUUGAUAGAACUAAAACAGGUAUUGUUAACAGUAAUGGCAUGGUAGUGAUCCAGAGGGGGAGGGAGGGGAAGCUACUUAAACUAAUGAGGGGAGGGAAAGAAUGGAAUGUCCAUCCUUACAUCAACACAGAUUGUGAGAUAAUUAGUAAACUGCUGAUGUCUCUUGUGUCGUUUCUUUCGAAACAAGAAACAAAAAUUUUGCCAGUUGCCAAUGAAACUCAUAGGCAGACAAUAUGAAAAUUAGAUAUGAAAUUUCCUUUCUCACUUUAAGCCGCAGCGCAACAGAAUACGCAUCAAUGUGCGAUUUUAUUUUUCUCUGCGAGGGUGUUUGCGCUUCUCAAUGUUUCAUUUCUCUAAGUUAGCUGAGCGCUUAUUAAUCGUUCUCUCCCAAGAUCUCAUUAGUAAUUCUCCUUACUGUCUACCAUGUUAGUUUAGAGAAUUCGAUAUUGGAUCACUUAACUAUUCCCUAACUGAUAUUUUCCUCAUUCUCAUCACUUGUCUGCUUUACACCGCAUUGAUAUCGUAAGGAGAAAUUAUGCCAUGGUCACUCUUGGGAGUUAUAGUGCUAAAAUCUUAGAUCUCGGGUAAACUUUAAGUUUCAUGCUGUUUUUUUUUCGUAAUUAGAAACGUUCAGACGUUUCAUUUCUUUCGGCAUCAGCUACAUGUAGGUAUACUUACAACCACGGCCAAAUUUCCUGCUUUUUCCUUCUAAAAGGUACGAGAUUUGAGUCACGAGAAUCUCAACCCAUUCAUUGGGGCGUGCAUUGAGUCACCAAAUAUCCUUCUAGUGUGGUCCUACUGCAAGAAAGGAAGCCUACAGGUUUGUAACUCGUUUGUACGCGAGUUUUUACGCGAGUUUGUUGAAACAUCUUUUUGUGUCAUCUGGUGGAGAGGCAACCACUCUACACAUAAAGGGACCCAGGAUGCACCUCGCGCCUGCAUAUAUUUUUCAGUAUGUUCCGUAUUCACAUUUUCUUCUUGAACGGUUUUCAAUCGAUUGUCGAGAGUAAUCUAGAAUUGCAUUGAUUUUACUUUACUUCACUCUGUGGCUUGUUAACCCUUUACACCCUAACAUCAGUAUGCAUAUUCUCCAUACUGUUCUCUAUACGUUCCCUAAGGUGCCGAUAAGUAAAAUUUGUUUCACAGCAAAGAGAUUCUUUAGUUUGCGAUCAUUUCCUUUAUUCUCGUGCCCUUAACGUUCAAUUCAGGGGUGAUGUCGUAAGGAGAAAUUAGAUACUAAUCACACCUAGAAGUUAAAGGGUUUAAACCACUCACACCAUUAUCUCAUCUCUCGUGAAAGAUCUAUUCACGCAGGCACUCAAAUUUCGCCAUUUGCUAUUUUCGAUCUUGUCUUGUUUUUGUCUGUAGGAUGUACUUGCGAACGAUGAAUACAAGAUAGAUUACGCUUUCAAGUUAUCUAUGUCCAUCGACAUUGCAGCAGUAAGUGAAUACUGUUUUUGUGGUCACUCACAUCUUAAAGUUUGUUGCCGCUACUGAAUUAAAAAUUUCCCCACUUUCCAUCACCUUCCCACCCUUUUCAUGGUAACCCUGUUCUCCCGCACUUGUCAUUAGCCACAGGUUUCCCUCUUCUUUAGAGCAGCUGCUGACUUUUUCAUUUUUGCUCGCGCUCUACAUCGGAUGAAUAGUUCCGUGCAAUUGGCGUAAGCUACAAAUCAAUUCUGUACUCGAAACCGGGUAGGUAUUUUCUUACGUUGGACACUAGUUAAAAUUUUUCGCGAGCUGCUUUUUAGCUCGAUACUUUUCUCUUGCCUUCCAUUAGAUACAUGUUUCAAAGCGCAUCUCAUUAGUUAUUUCUCCCUUUAGACAUCAUCUACAACGCUUCUUCGAGCAUUCGAGCUCAGUUAUUUGCCUCCUCUAAGCCUGCGAGCACGCCCUCACUAUCCGCCCCGGGAAAGAAUGAAGACGAGUCACAGAGAGGUUAGACGGGGUUCUGGCACUAGUAAUUACCUGUGAUAGAACCCUAGCAGACCUCUCAUCGACUUGCGUUUUUCGAGGCCUCACACUUUCCUAAGGGGCAGAAAAACGCUGGUGCCGAAACACCAGUACUGAGAGAAGGGGUUAAGUUUCUAAUGAAACUGUUUUGCUGCGUGGAUGGGACAGUAUAACAAGACUUUUCGAGAGUUAGUCCUUCGUCAAUGGCUCUGACGAAAGGCUAACGCUCGAAACGUCAGCUUUGAAAUUCUUAACGGUUGCCAGUUUACGUUAUCAACUCAGUUGAUAAUUCCAAAUUACAACUAACGAGGGCUUGCUCGUAAGCUAGCCCCCCUGUGGUUUUUUCGUGUUUCAUUACUUAUCCAGCAAUUAAUUCACGUCUGACCGCUUCCUGGAUCUCAAGACGGCUGUUUUAUACCUAAAUCUUUCAUUUUACCCGACCUCCAGGGUAUGAAAUAUUUACAUAACAGUCCAGUGAAACUUCAUGGUAACCUCGCCUCAUGGAACUGUAUGAUUGACAGCCACUGGGUGGUGAGCAUUACAGACUGGGGACUGCAUGAUUUUAAGGAAGGCGAGGAUAAGGUGGACUGUGAUGUAACAAAGAUGUACGCAGGUAAAGAAGCAGAAAAAUACAUCUGAUUCUUUGCACAUGUCUGAAUGAGGGCGUUGCUUUUCCCAGCUGAGAUCACCAGUCGAGAGUUUACAAUUCGUAAAUUCUAACUGCAAAGCUUGAGAUAAACGUUACUGUCCAUGCUUGGCCUACGAACAGAAAUAAAACAAGAUAUGAGAAAUAACCCAUAUAAGGAGGCAUCACUCACUCCAGAGUUCUCUGUAGCUCCAUAGUGGUGGAAUGGAACGAGGGUAUGUGGUUCGAUUCCUCAUGAGGAUUCAGAUUUAUUUCUGUGCCCCAAAAGAGCGACAAAACAAUCAGCAUCUUUCUUUAAAAAUAAUGUUGCUAAGCCUGUGUCAGGCACUCAGUUGGUGUAAAACAUCCAAUAGUUCCUGGAAUGAAAACAUGAAACCAGAGAGUCUAUCGAUCAGACCAAUCUCGCUUUCAUUUCCCUUGCUCUUUUUCGCGUUGAUCUGUCAGUGCUUUUGGCAUACUUAGUGACGGCAUACUCAUCUCUUCAUUUUCUUUUACAGAUCUGUUAUGGACAGCACCAGAACACAUAAAUCUAAGCAAGGUGGAGAGAGAAGGCUUGUCACAGAAAGCUGACGUCUACAGUUAUGGAAUUAUCUUACAGGAAAUUGCUACUCGCUCAAAACCCUUCAUUGAUUGUCCUCUUGGGCCUAAAGGUACAUUAAACAGCUUUUCAAAACGAUAUAGACAGAUACGGCUCCGAUUAAAAUCAAUCAUCUUUGUGAGGACUCCAGUCCUUGCCUUACAUAAACCUCAUCUUUGUGGAUGAGAGGAUACCGCUGUUGAAUUAACAGCGCACGCCGGCGCAAAAGAACACAUUCGAGUUUACAUGUUUUUUGUGCAGUGGAUUUCCUUCAACAAUCCUCUCAGCCUUACAGAGAGAGAAUUCACCUCUUUAGCUGGAUAAUUCCUUACCGAGGAAAGACAGUCAUUCUUACAAAUCACACAUACUGUGUAUUUAUUUAUUUUCUUUUUAUUUCUGUGAGAAAAAGUUCGUGGCUGGUCGUUUAGAAUCAUCAGAUACUUUUGGAAUUGUUAAGAAAAUUCGCUGAUGAUAGAAAUGUGGCCCUUUAUCGGAGAAUAAUUCCCAACCGCGUGUUAACAAGCUACAUUUCUGCACAUAGAAACAACAAACAAAGAACAUUGUAAGAGUCUUUGAAUGCGAUUCCCAACUAGGAAACUCUGAUGAUUUCCUUGGCUGAGAUGAAACAUCGUGUCAUACUGGACACAAACUAUUUUCCAUUUGUAUUGAGCAAUUUUUUUUGUUCCUUUUGUAAUACAGAAAUUAUCCAUCGUAUCAUGGGGCAUGACGACCCUCCAUUCCGCCCAGACCUGACCUCGGUGGAAGUGAGGCCCGAGUUCGUUGAUUUGAUGGUCGACUGUUGGAGUGAUGAUCCCGAAGAAAGGCCGCAUUUUUUUCGCAUCGUAGAUCGCCUCAAGAAGAUUAGCGGCAGGUAUAAUCAUUUAAGUAUAUUUAUCAAUAUUACAUGCUCAUUGAAAUUAUUAGUAAACCUUGCAAUCUGAUUGGCUUACAGUAGAAUGAUUUAUUCCCUUAUUCCACUUUUUUUGCUUCAAAUGGCAUCUUUUCUAUAGAAAAUAGAAAGCAACAAAUCAGAUUUCAAAGCGUGUAUAAAGUAACCAAUCACAUUACAGGUAAUGAGAGACAAAGAAGCUAUCAUGUCUCAAAUUUUGCAACUUUUGUUCUUAAAACUUUAUCUCUUUUCGAAACUCUGAAUUAAUUUUAUUAGAAAAUUGAGUUUAACAAUUUAAAAAUAAAUGCAAUAAAGUGGUAAUUGAAUUUCGUGUCGUGAAAUUUUGGUAUGAUAUUAUUUUUAUGAUUCGAAAUAUGAAACUCGCACUGCGCGCCCGUUCGAUUUUGAAAUCACGCGUAUGAUUUAGGACCAAAUUUCACUCACUCAGUUAAUUACCAUUACUUAUCAUCACAGUCCCUAAUAUCAUCAUCAUCAUUACAACGUGGCACUUAAAAAUAUUUUUUGUUUGUGCGAUAGGCUGUUAAAUUUAUUCCAUCAUUUCGCACAAAGCGAGCUAAUUUUAGUACUUACCAAUUUCCUCUGCAUUGUUCAGGGGAUCAAACAUUGCAGAAAAUAUGGUGUCUAUGAUGGAAAAGCACGCCAAUCACUUGGAGCGACUUGUGGACGAGCGAACAAGACAACUAAACGAAGAGAAAGAACGAACCGAGAAGCUGCUUAAUCGUCUUCUUCCACCGUAAGUUGGAAUUUAUGCAUCUAUUAGAGUUGCAGCUUCUAUUGAUCUUUGUUACUUAUAUUAUUGUCAUAACUUCCCUUUGGUUGGAUUUAGUUUCGUUUCAACAGCGCAAAUGAAAGCUUUUGAAAUAUAUAAAUGCUGCUAAAAUCAAUUAAUCUAUUCAUUGGUUUCUAGCCUCGCAUUCCGACACACACUAUUAUGUCAAAAAGUUGACAAUACUGUAGUUAUUACGCUCGCAAACAUCCAACGUAGGCGACGAACAAGACCAAAAAAGGCGUGAAGGAUUUUGGUCAGUGCAUACUAGUGGUUCCUUCCCCUAAAAUAGUUCAAUUUACUAUUGCUCUCUGUCUGUAGGAUGGUCGCCGAACAAUUGAAGACACGCAGUUCAGUCCAAGCUCAGGAGUUUGAAGAAGUCACCAUAUUCUUUAGUGACGUUGUGGGAUUCACUAAGCUGGCGUCUCUCAGCAAACCACUAGAGGUAUAAAAACGAUGAGCAGUGUAUACGAACUACGCUAAGUUAAGCUAAAAUUACUCUCGUGCAAUCAGUCUGGAAAAAAUUUUUCUUUGGCAAGCCCAUCUUGGCAAUGAAAUCGAAUUAACUUUUUAUUCAUCGAGUAUAAGGGUCGCAGUGGGUAAUAUUUGCCCUAGGUCGUGGCAGUACGCGAUGUUUCGUGGAAACAGUCCGUUAGGCAAAAUACCAACCUAGUAACAACCAACCAGAACGCCCAGAUUUCCCCAAGCCCUUCUUGCCAUAUAAUAAUGAAGCUUAUCAUCUACCAUGUCCUCCUUCGAAUGUAGAUUGUAGAUUUCCUGAACGAUCUCAACGUCGCUUUUGACGAGAUAAUCACACGAUUUGACGUUUACAAGGUAAGUGCUGAAUGCUUUUGAAAUGCCAUGCACUCCGCUCCUUCAUAUUUUUCCUUAAGACGAAUCAAACAAAAAAUUUACAAUUAUACACCUUCAACUUGGUUACAACGCAGAAGAGGCACGAGCACGCCAGAGUCAAGUGAGAGCCUGGUGUGGGACAAAGCUCUUAUCAGCUCCAGGCCUUCUGGUAAAUCCCACCAUUACGAGGCUCAUAGUUCAAAUCCAUCCUGCAAACUGCUGGAGUCAGAAAUUUCAAUUAUAAAUGGAGAUGGUAAAGUUUGAACGCGCUCGUUGUGUAAAGAAAGAUGUUAUUCAUUUUCUUAGGAGCGCUGAACAAAGGGAAAAUCUGACAAUUUUCUCUAUGAUUAGCACUAUUUUAUUACAGUUUUGUUAAAGUUGACACGAUCGUUCCCUUGCAAGGUCUGAGGACCAAUUUGUUCGGCAAGAACCCUUGUGACAAUAACGUUCCUUUCAGGUCGAGACUGUCGGUGAUGCAUACGUCGUGGUUAGCGGAUGUCCCAAGUUGAACGGCAACAAACACGCUGGAGAGAUCGCGAGCAUGGCUUUGGAGCUUCUAAGUCACAUGUUUUUCUUUCGUGUCCGUCAUCUUCCAGAUCAUCAGCUUCAACUCAGAAUUGGAAUACACACAGGUAGCUUGGACUAUGAUCGCCGCCAUCUUUGAAACUACUCAGUAACCUGGCCGUACAGGCAAAACCACAGGACCCCGGAUAAAAAGUUCAAGGAUUGAACUUUCGUCGAAACCAUCGUGUUGAGUUCCUGGGCGAGGCACUUCUCCCUCACAGUAGCUAUUUUUAUAUAAGGCUCAGUUAUUCAAAGGGCGAAUAACGUCAUCGAACAGAUACAUUGCUAUACAGCGAAAAUCUAUUGGAUAGAGAUUUUUUCAGCGGAUGGUGUUUUCCGUCCUUUGAAUAAAUUAAACGGGUACAGGAACAUAAGCUGGUAAAAACAAACCGUCAAGGUGACUUUUCGAAAUCCAGGGGGGGGGGGAGGGGAAGAAGGAAACAUGCGCUUGAUUAGCAUCUUAUUCCAAAGGAAUAGAAAAUUCGAAUUAAGGAUGGAGGUUAGAGAACUCUCUUAUCAGUUAGGGCAACAAGGCUACAAGGCCUUGGCUGAUAAGAAUGUUUUGUUGUUAACCAUGUUCAUGUAAACGUUGUGAAGAAGAUUUAAAGGCUCCAUAGCCGUUCCAUAAGUGUAAUGUAUUCUUACAUACUGUGCUGUACUGACCCUCAGGUCCUGUUGUUGCUGGUGUAGUUGGCGUCACAAUGCCCCGUUUUUGUCUGUACGGCCAUACUGUUCAUAUCGCAUCCAAGAUGGAGAGCAGUGGCUUUCGUAAGUGCUCUGUUGUCCUACUUUAGUUUCAACGAAUAACUGACUUUGAUUUGUGCUACGAAUGAAGACCUAACAGCUAUAAAGGCCUGGUAGCUAAGUAUAAAGCCUGUUAGCUAAGUAUGAAGGCCUGCUAAGAUGUGCGCACUCGCUUGCAAGUAUUUUUCCCAGACCGAACGUUUCCAAACAAUGUGGGGGCUAGUCAAUAGCGUAAAACGAUUUCUUUUUUGGUUGAAAAUAAAUUCCCAACCCCACUCUAACAUAUAAAAUCGAAAAUGUGAAUUUAAAUCAGUAAUACAAUUUAGUUGUCAGAUAACCUGUCUAAAUUUUUUUUCCGAUUUCCUUUUCAAACAAAUUUGUCGAUUGGGGAAGGUAGAGCACAGAAUUCAUAAAGGAGUUCUUGAUAAAACCGUGAGGAUUUAUUAUAAGGCCUCUGUUGCUUCGCCAGCUCAUCGUAUCCACGUCAGCCGAGAGUCCCGCGCCAAAUUGGUGGAGCUUGGAGGCUAUCAUCUCCAGGAGAAAGGCCAGGCACAGAUUAAGGUGAGAAAUGGCGUUUUUCACAUGGCGUUUCUUUCGAAGACGUUGGUGAUCGUACAAUGACUUAACGGCGCUGAAAAGAAGCUUAAAUACAUCAAUUUGUUUCCUGGACUCAUAAAGACAAAUGAACGCAUUGUACUUGCAAUAGCCAACGGGAACGUUCCCUAAGUGCGGAGAAAAGAAAUAUUUUUAUCGCUCCAAAUGCAAAGUAUAUAGAAAGCAAGCUCUAAAGGAAAACUCUUACGAGGGCGUUAAGGGAAAUUAUCACAUUAUCAAUUGGGGAAAUCUUUUUCGGCAGCGUAAGUGGAGUAGUUAUUAUCAACAAUCAUAACUUAAUAAUGUAAAAAGAGAUGUGCUGAACUCUUAAAUUAGUUUAAAUUAACUAGAUUUAACCUCGUUUCAUUGUGUUCUACAGAGACUGGGUCUAGUCACAACAUAUUGGCUGAUAGGGAAGGAGGGUUUUGACAAACCCCUGCCCGACCCCCCUGAGGAGAUAUCUGAGCCACUCUUUGAGACUUUAGACGUAUAUUAUGCAAGCUAA
This is a messenger RNA of Pocillopora meandrina, 13799 nucleotides long. The record is from the annotation of a GenBank genome assembly. Lineage: Eukaryota; Metazoa; Cnidaria; Anthozoa; Scleractinia; Pocilloporidae.